Nerophis ophidion (straightnose pipefish) is the source of this 962-nucleotide messenger RNA. Its product is annotated as coxsackievirus and adenovirus receptor homolog. Gene Ontology annotation, cellular component: bicellular tight junction; basolateral plasma membrane; intercalated disc. NCBI's taxonomy places the organism in Eukaryota, Metazoa, Chordata, Actinopteri, Syngnathiformes, Syngnathidae. Gene Ontology annotation, biological process: homotypic cell-cell adhesion. Bases 251 to 871 code for a protein of 206 amino acids. The transcript has 2 exons. The record is from RefSeq and is a predicted model, not a curated record. Gene Ontology annotation, molecular function: cell adhesion molecule binding.
AAUAAACACACGCUGAGAAAUAGCUCCGUGCUAUGGGUUAUAAACAAACCUAUGGAUAACGGAGACAUAUAUAAUAGUUUCCUUUUCAGGUGAGAGAGGACGCUAGAGGCAGUGCCUUUAAGGCACGCCCCCAAUAUUGUUGUCUGGGUGGAAAUCGGGAGAAAUUCGGGAACAUGGUUGCCCCGGGAUAUUUUCGGGAGGCGCACUGAAAUUCGGGAGUCUCUUGGGAAAAUCGUGAGGGUUGGCAAGUAUGGUUAUCGUUGACUUCAAAGGCUUCAGGUCUUGCAAGCUCCUGUGCGACAGUCCAAUGAUGAUGUCUGUGCUGUGGUAUUUGGUGUCAGUGCUGGCAUUUUGCACCACGAGCCUACUCAUGGAGGAGCUGAGCACACCGGUAUGUGCCGUGCAAGUAGAGUCUGUGGCAGGUAUUGUUGUGACGCUCCAAUGCAAGUCCUCCCAAGGCACACCCCCGCUGAAGUACAGCUGGACAAAGACGAGUGGAAAUCAGAUGUUACCUCACAACUCCAACGAGGACACCUCCAGAGGGACCUUGUCGGUCAACAGGCUCUCGGAGGACAACUGUGGAAGUUAUCUCUGCACGGUGGAAAGUCUGGAUGAUACCAAACACUGCGAGGUCCUACUUGAGUGUCCAUCCUCACCUCCGACCACAAGAGAUGCAACCAAACACAGUGAGGUCCUAUCAAUGAGUCUAUGGUCCCCAUUAGAGACGCGCAAUGUACAUCACGUUGUCAUAGCAGUGGCAGUGACUAUCGUCGUUCUCCUAUCUCUGGCCAUUGUCUUCUUUCUCACAGUAAUUUGGGUCUUGCGCAAAAGAAAUCGUGGUAAGCUUGCUAUUAAAAAAAACGCUUUUUAGCAGCGUCCCCUCUUCAAAAUGGUAUUUCGGUGAGGGACAAGCUGUAUGUAACUGAGAUUACAUUACUGUGUACUAAUUAGUACUGACUGAU